This is a messenger RNA of Enterobius vermicularis (human pinworm), 315 nucleotides long. The record is from the annotation of a GenBank genome assembly. Lineage: Eukaryota; Metazoa; Nematoda; Chromadorea; Rhabditida; Oxyuridae.
GCUACUUCAAAAAUGCUCAAGCUGUGGUUACUGGCAACGAUGAUCGUCUUAGCCUAUGGCGAAUCUAUCAGCUGCGGACUAUGUAAAUCGACGCUGACACAUGUUAUCGAUAAGCUGCAAAGUACACCUGGAGCCCUAAAAGAACUUGGAUCUAGCAUGUCAGUAAGUUGCGAUGAAGUACCAAACAAGGAAGCACGCGUAGACUGCCGUAAGCUAAUGAAGGAUCACUUCAAUGAUCUUUUUGGCUCAUUUGUCAAUAACGACAAUGUUAAGCCAAGUGCAAUGUGUGUCAAGUUGGGUUAUUGCUCAUCAUAA